AUGUCCGAUCUCCGGCCACUCGACUUUACCUCCUACAAUAAUCAAGAUCAGAGCCCCCUCUUCUCCGUUUUGCCGCCCGAGAUCCGACACGAGAUCCGAAACGAGAUCUACGUCUACGCUCUGUCCGAAUAUGAAAUUCUCGAACGAUCAUACAAUAAAAACACCGACUGGUGGCGACUGGGCAACACGGCUGCACUGCGAACCGCUAGAGCUCCUAAGAACAUGUCGACGACUCUACAACAAAGCAUGACAUACGGGAAUCACCAACCCAGUGGGAGAUCUGGGUUGGGUGGAAUUCGUGUGUUUGCCCAGCUUUGGAUGCUGGAGCCCGGACACUUCUGGUUCUGGGAACGCAAUGCGCGUCUGCAUGUUGAUGCCGCUUGGGUGAAUGGAAUCCGGCUUCUGGACAGUGUUACAUCUUUCACGUUAGACUUCGAGAUGAUUGACAGACGCAAGGACGAGGUGAAUUUGAUUGCCAAUGAUGCUAUUCUCACAGCCUGUAAAGAGGAUAUUUCAGUAUCCACGUGGACAGGAAGCUCACUCCUGGGUGGUCAACGCUGGGUAAGAGAUGAUAUCCGAUCAGGUCAGCUUGAUUAUCAUGUUGUGACUGUGACAUGGAAGAUGAGACAGAGGGGCGAUUGCCCUCCUCGCCCGUGUCCGAACCUCGCCGUGCCUCGCGACUUUGUCAAAGUUUCUCCGCCAUUUACACAGACUGACUCGAUUAAUUUGCGCAAUUUUCAGGUUGCCAACGUAUCUUUGGAUACUCUAGCCGCAGAGGCCUGGCGGGCAAUGCAGCAAUAUUACAACAGCGCGCACCAGGGGGGUCCGGAUUAA
Aspergillus glaucus CBS 516.65 is the source of this 834-nucleotide messenger RNA. RefSeq lists its product as uncharacterized. Bases 1 to 834 code for a protein of 277 amino acids. NCBI's taxonomy places the organism in Eukaryota, Fungi, Ascomycota, Eurotiomycetes, Eurotiales, Aspergillaceae. The transcript has 3 exons. The record is from RefSeq and is a predicted model, not a curated record.